CCUCUCCUAGUGCGCACCAGCCCUCGAUUAACGCGCGACGCUCACUGAGACACAUCUACAGUAACCGAGAAGGAGUAAAAAAUAAAUAAAAGAAAGGAUAUUAAUCUAGUUUUUUUGUUUUUACGUUUUUAUUUUCUUUUGCAAAUUGGGAAAAAGACAACUUAUACCUCAUUCAGUCAGUGUGAUGGACAAUGGAUGCAGAGUAGUGUUAUCUGACACUUUAAAGGCUCGAAUUCCUUUAAAUUUUUUCCUAAUAUUAUACGGCAUCAACUUACGCUGCGAACAUUAAAUCAGAAUCAUGGCUGACUACGUGAGAAAUGAGACAUCCAUCAACCCCGAGUGCGUCGUAGCGCAGGUCGACGCGUUGAAGAACGGAGCGGGUAACGGGAGCUUGGAGGCAACAAACAUCGCCUGCGGCAACGCGUCCACACUCCUCAUACCUCAGCGUGCGAGGCAGAGAGAUGAAGACCACACACUUCGGAUCCUGCUCUAUUCGCUGAUCUUCUUCCUGAGUGUAUUCGGAAACCUGCUGAUCAUUGUUGUUCUAACGGUCAACAAGCGCAUGCGCACCGUGACCAACACCUUCUUGCUGUCUCUUGCCGUCAGUGACCUGAUGAUGGCCAUCUUCUGCAUGCCGUUCAACCUCAUCCCCAGCAUUCUUAAGGACUUUAUCUUUGGAGCUGCCAUGUGCAAGAUAGUCACCUACCUCAUGGGCAUAUCCGUGAGCAUCUCCACUUUUAGCCUGGUUGCCAUAGCAAUUGAGCGCUAUAGCGCCAUCUGUAACCCCCUGAAGUCACGGGUAUGGCAGACCCGUUCGCACGCCUAUCGGGUGAUUGCUGCCACGUGGGUGCUGGCCUUGAUCAUUAUGAUCCCCUAUCCGAUCAUCAGUCACCUGGAGUCGUUUCCGCGCCGUGACAACACUACAGCACACCGGUGUCGCCACAAGUGGCCUGUCGCAACUGCGGAGCAGACCUGGUACAUUCUGCUGUUGCUUGUACUGUUCGCCAUUCCAGGCGUGAUGAUGAUUGUGGCCUACGGUUUGAUCUCGAGAGAACUUUAUCGAGGCAUCCAGUUUGAAAUGGGCCAUAAAAAAGAUUCUUCAGAUGUAAAUGGCCUGACAUCUACUGUGUCUGCUGGCAGUGAUGAUGGAGACGGUUGCUAUGUGACUGCAGUCCAGCGGCCGCAUACGAUGGAGAUGUCUGCCAUGGCUGCAUCAGGCAGGGCGAUCAAGGCAGAGAGGCCACGCAGCAACACAUCGGAAGCCAAGCUAGAGGCCAAAAAACGAGUUAUUCGCAUGUUGGUGGUGAUUGUUGUCCUGUUCUUUGUGUGUUGGAUGCCACUGUACUGUGUCAACACCUGGCGGGCUUUUGAUGAAAGCUCUGCCACACAGACGCUCUCAGGGGCCCCCAUCGCUUUUAUCCAUUUGUUGUGCUACACCUCCGCCUGCGUCAACCCGAUUAUUUACUGCUUCAUGAACACACGCUUCCGCAAAGCUCUGCUCGCCACGUUCUCAUGUUGCAUCGCGCCUUGCCAUCGGCGUCGUCAUCGUGGGCUUCGGGACAAUGAGGAGGACGCUAUGGCAACAGGUGCGUCCAUGUCCAAGUUUAGUUACACUACUGUCAGCACUAUGGGAACCUGUUGAGGGAAAUGGAUUCACAGCAAUUCAAAAAAGACAGCUACAGAGGCAACACGAGACCCAACAUCCCCCCAGCUUUUUGUUUUUAACACGUGCUCAUAGGGACAUUCAUGUGAAGUGAAAAAAUAUGCCAUGUGAUGUAGCAGUAUAGAAGCUUCAUUUAUGACUGUGAAUAAAAUUAUAUAUCGAUUAUCUUAAGAAACCCAGUCUUAAGUGUAAAUACCUCCAUGGCUUUUAUGAAAAAGCACAACACCAGAGUAUACAGUUAUCUGUUGUAGACAGAAGCAAAUUGUUUGCUUAGAUAUUUGCGGUGUGGAUGUUAUUGGUUGGCUACAUGAUAUGUGAGACAGUCUUUAUAACUAAAUAGUAAUUAUGUAGCUAUAACAACAAACCUAUGAUUUGCUAUGUAACUUGUGUUUGAUGUUUUGCAGUCAGUUACUGGUUGUCUGUGUUAAUGCAGAUAAUACAUUUGCCUUGUGGACAAAGUGCCUGC
This is a messenger RNA of Neolamprologus brichardi, 2129 nucleotides long. It is a transcript of the gene cckbrb, whose product is annotated as cholecystokinin B receptor b. Gene Ontology annotation, biological process: neuropeptide signaling pathway. Gene Ontology annotation, cellular component: plasma membrane. Gene Ontology annotation, molecular function: neuropeptide receptor activity; gastrin receptor activity. The record is from RefSeq and is a predicted model, not a curated record. NCBI's taxonomy places the organism in Eukaryota, Metazoa, Chordata, Actinopteri, Cichliformes, Cichlidae.